Abrus precatorius (Indian licorice) is the source of this 2135-nucleotide messenger RNA. RefSeq names its product cysteine--tRNA ligase, chloroplastic/mitochondrial. Lineage: Eukaryota; Viridiplantae; Streptophyta; Magnoliopsida; Fabales; Fabaceae. The transcript is spliced from 9 exons. The record is from RefSeq and is a predicted model, not a curated record. Bases 53 to 1759 code for a protein of 568 amino acids. Gene Ontology annotation, cellular component: cytoplasm. Gene Ontology annotation, biological process: cysteinyl-tRNA aminoacylation. Gene Ontology annotation, molecular function: cysteine-tRNA ligase activity; ATP binding.
GAGACAUUUGUGAGAACCAAAAGAGAGGAACAUAAGGGAGUGUGCAACGCUAAUGGGUACCGUGUCUCUUCUCAAGUGCUACACACCCUUUUUCUCCAUGCUUUUCCCCCACCCAGUUCGAGCCGUUUUCCCCGCUACCCGCGCCGCCAUCUUCAGGAGAAAGAACCUUCGUUCUUUCUGCGCUGGCUCAUCUCAGCCGUUGACAACGGCGGAGAAGGAUUGUAGCAAAUCCGACAGCGAUAGGCUCACGUUGACGAAUCCAUUGCCGGAUGUGUGGCUUCACAACACCAUGAGUAAAAAGAAGGAACUCUUCAAACCCAAAGUGGAAUCCAAAGUGGGAAUGUAUGUGUGCGGUGUCACUGCUUAUGAUCUCAGCCAUAUUGGUCAUGCUCGCGUCUACGUCAAUUUCGACCUUCUUUACAGAUACUUUAAGCAUUUGGGAUUUGAAGUCUGUUAUGUUCGCAAUUUCACUGAUGUAGAUGACAAGAUAAUUGCUCGAGCAAAGGAGUUAGGAGAAGAUCCACUCAGUUUGAGCCAGCGCUACUGUGAUGAGUUCUGUCAAGACAUGGAAAAUCUAAAUUGUCUGCCCCCUUCUGUGGAGCCCAAAGUCUCAGAGCACAUGCCACAGAUCAUUGAUAUGAUACAGAAGAUUCUUACAAAUGGGUACGCCUACAUUGUUGAUGGGGAUGUUUACUAUGAUGUAGAAAAAUUUCCAGAAUAUGGGAAACUAUCUAGUCGAGAUUUAGAAGAUAAUCGAGCUGGUGAGAGGGUUGCUGUUGAUUCAAGGAAGAAAAAUCCUGCUGAUUUUGCUCUUUGGAAGUCUGCAAAGCCAGGGGAGCCAUUUUGGGAAAGUCCCUGGGGUCCUGGAAGACCUGGAUGGCAUAUUGAAUGCAGUGCCAUGAGUGCAGUUUAUCUUGGUUACUCUUUUGACAUUCAUGGUGGAGGGAUUGACCUUGUGUUUCCUCAUCAUGAAAAUGAAAUUGCUCAGAGCUGUGCUGCAUGUAAGAAAAGUGAUAUAAGUCUAUGGAUGCACAAUGGUUUUGUCACCAUUGACUCUGUGAAGAUGUCUAAAUCUUUGGGAAAUUUUUUCACAAUCCGGCAGGUUGUAGAUGUUUACCAUCCGCUGGCAUUAAGAUAUUUUUUGAUGAGUGCCCAUUAUCGGUCUCCUAUUAACUACUCCCAUAUACAGCUUGAAAGUGCUUCAGACCGUGUUUUUUAUGUAUAUGAGACAUUACAUGAAUGUGAAAGCUUUCUGAAUCAACAUGAUCAGACAGUUAGGAAAGAUUCCAUCCCGACAGAUACUUCGAGUAUUAUUAAAAACUUCCACGAUGUUUUUUUUACCUCAAUGUCUGAUGAUCUUCACACUCCAGUUGUGUUGGCUGGACUGUCUGAACCAUUAAAAUCAAUCAAUGAUUUGCUGCAUACUCGGAAGGGGAAAAAACAACAAUUUCGAAUAGAAUCACUCACAGCUUUGGAGAAGAGCAUCAGGGGCGUCCUUACUGUUUUAGGACUUAUGCCUGCAAGUUACUCUGAGGUUUUGCAGCAGCUUAGGGAAAAAGCUUUAAACCGCGCAAACUUGACAGAAGAUGAAGUCUUGCAGAAAAUUGAAGUAAGGGAUGCUGCAAGAGUACAAAAGGAGUAUGCUAAAUCAGAUGCAAUAAGGAAGGAUUUGGCUGUUGUUGGUAUUACUCUUAUGGACAGUCCAAAUGGCACAACUUGGAGGCCCACCAUUCCUCUUCGCCUUCAAGAGCUACUCUAGUCAAUAGUCAAGAUAAGCUUCAGUUGUUCAGCAUCUCCAUAGCCAAACCAAGAUAUGAAAGUUUGAUUUCGGUAUAAGGAAUUAUAAGGGAUGCCACACGGGUGUAUCUCCCUAUCACCUGCACAAGCGAUCCUUUUUUAAUACCUUAUGCCAUAAAAACAUGAAUUACAAUUUCUGUCUUCAUAGAAAUACGUAAGUUAGUUAACUAUAUUUUUUUUCUAUUUAUAUCAUUAUUUGGACUACAAUCAUAAAUACUGUACAACGCUAAUUUUUUGACGAUUUAUAUUUUAUUUUUCCAUGUUCCAAACAGGCUAUAUAACAACCACAUAUUAAGAAAAAUGAAAACCUAAUACACAAUCCGUAUCCCGUUAAAGUU